This is a messenger RNA of Thelazia callipaeda (thelaziosis nematode), 345 nucleotides long. NCBI's taxonomy places the organism in Eukaryota, Metazoa, Nematoda, Chromadorea, Rhabditida, Thelaziidae. The record is from the annotation of a GenBank genome assembly.
AUGGAUGGUCCACCAGAACGACGUAACCGUAGUCGAGAUCACACAGCAAUACGCGGGUUUAAUUAUUUCAAAGGAAUCGUUUUAAAAACUCUGAUCAGGCAUCCAAAGAAACCCAAUUCGGGAAACCGUAAAUGUGCGCUAGUCCGUUUAAGCAAUGGCAAAGAAGUUUGUGCAUAUAUUCCAGGUGUUGGUCACAACUUGCAGGAACAUUCUCAGGUAAUGGUACGUGGUGGGCGCCGACGUGACCUUCAAGGUGUACGAGCAGAAAUAAUACGUGGUAAACUUGAUUGUGCACCAUUGCGUAAAGCAGUAAAGAAAGCGGCAGAGAAGAAAGCAAAGAUAUAA